Molecule: messenger RNA, 204 nt
Organism: Iphiclides podalirius (scarce swallowtail)
Lineage: Eukaryota; Metazoa; Arthropoda; Insecta; Lepidoptera; Papilionidae
Source: the annotation of a GenBank genome assembly
AUGAAGGUUUUCGGCUAUCUUAAAGAAAGAAGCGUAAGAAAUGAUCUCCUGAUAAACCACGCUUACACUGCUCAUUCCCAGCAGUUGAAAUUGGCUGGCACUUUCAGCGACUACUGGAAGAAAAGCCACCCAAAACUGCAUCCAAGGGAAAACAGCAAAAACGACCGCGAGAGAUGCCAAGGAAUAGAUGAUGUGAUCGAACCA